GCGCAGCGGAAGUGCAGGCUGUGGCCGCUCUGGCCCUCCGGAGGACUCGUCGGUGCCCUCGGCUCUCCUCGGCUCCGGUCGGCGGUGGGCGGGUCUGACGUGCCGUCUGUCCGGUCGCUCCGCUCUGCUUUAGCUCUGGGUUUUAGGCCAUGGGGCAGCAGGAUGUGUGGCGGCUCCUGUCGAGGUUCAGCUCACUCAGAAGAGCCAAUGUUGUUCUGCAGCAUCUGAGAAUGUCCAUGCACACAGAAGCUGCGGAAGUGCUGCUGGAGAGGAGAGGCUGUGCGGGGGUCAUAACGCUGAACAGACCCAAGUUCCUCAACGCUCUGUCUCUGAACAUGAUCCGGCAGAUCUAUCUACAGCUAAAGACGUGGGAACAAGACCCUGAGACGUUCCUGAUCAUCAUCAAGGGCGCUGGAGGAAAGGCCUUCUGUGCUGGAGGGGACAUCAAAGCACUCUCAGAAGCUAAGAAAGCAGGGCAGAGUGUGACUGGAGAUUUAUUCAGAGAAGAAUAUAUACUGAACAAUGCCAUUGCUUCCUGUCAGAAGCCAUAUGUUGCCCUUAUUGAUGGGAUCACAAUGGGCGGGGGAGUUGGUGUUUCAGUUCAUGGACGAUUCCGAGUGGCUACGGAAAGGUCCCUCUUUGCAAUGCCAGAAACGGGAAUAGGGCUAUUUCCUGAUGUGGGCGGAGGUUAUUUCUUGCCAAGACUUCAAGGAAAGCUGGGUUACUUCCUUGCACUGACAGGGUUCAGACUGAAAGGAAGAGAUGUGCACAGAGCAGGAAUCGCCACACACUUUGUAGAUUUUGAGAAGUUACACAAGUUAGAGGAAGAGCUGUUGGCCUUGAAGUCGCCUUCAGCAGAAGAUGUUGCAGGUGUCUUAGACAGCUACCAGGCUGAGUCCAAGAUGGAUCAAGACAAAUCUGUCAUAUUUGAGGAACACAUGGACAAAAUAAACAGUUGUUUUUCAGCCAAUACUGUGGAACAGAUUAUUGAAAACUUACGGCAGGAUGGUUCACCUUUUGCCAUAGAACAAUUGAAGGUAAUUAAUAAAAUGUCUCCGACAUCCCUAAAGAUCACACUGAGGCAGCUCAUGGAGGGCUCUUCAAAGACCUUGCAAGAGGUACUCACCAUGGAAUAUCGGCUAUCUCAAGCAUGUAUGGAAGGCCAUGACUUUCAUGAAGGCGUUAGAGCCGUUCUCAUUGACAAAGACCAGAGUCCAAAGUGGAAACCAGCCAAGUUACAGGAAGUUACUGAUGAAGAUCUGAAUAGCUAUUUUAAAUCUUUGGGAAGCAGGGAUUUGAAAUUCUGAGGUGACCAGACCUCUAAGGUUUAUUUUGGAGCAAGGGCCAGCAAACAGCACAGAGGCUAGGUCUGUCAUCUUACCCAUUUUCAUCCAGCCUGCAAGCUGGAAAUGCUUUCCUCACUUUUAAAUUGUUGGUAAAGAAAUUAAAAGACGUAACAUUUUAUACAGUGGUUACCUGAAGUUUAAACACCAGUGUUUAUGAUGUUUCAUGAUACAACAGUUGGCUGCAGUUCAGACACCGUGUUUAUAGAACUCUGCUGCAGAUAGCUGUACUUGUUAUUUAUGACUGCUGGAAGUGGCCAUGUGUGGUGGUUUGAAAGAAAAUGGCCCACAUAGGCAGUGGCACUAUUAGGAGGUGUGGCCUUGUUGGAGGAAGUGUGUCACUGUGGGGGUGGGCUUUGAGGUCUCCUGUGCUCAAGCUAUACCCAGUGACACAUUUGCUCAUUUGCUUCUGCCGCCUGUGGGUCAAGAUGUAGAAUUCUCAGCUCCUUCUCCAGCACCAUGUCUGCCUUGUCCUGCCAUGAUGAUAAUGGACUAAAACUCUGAACUCAAAGCCAGCCCUGGUUUAAAAGAUGGGAAAUUCUCAAGAGCUCUAGAGUCUUGAGUUACUAUCUCUCAUUAAAAUUGUAACUUUGGCUUCCAGUGGUAGAUUAUAUGUGAAUUAAUAAAUUAUGUAUAUAUUAUCAAAAAUAAAGACCUUGAAAUUUGGA
This is a messenger RNA of Peromyscus californicus insignis, 2011 nucleotides long. It is a transcript of the gene Hibch, whose product is annotated as 3-hydroxyisobutyryl-CoA hydrolase. The transcript is spliced from 14 exons. The record is from RefSeq and is a predicted model, not a curated record. NCBI's taxonomy places the organism in Eukaryota, Metazoa, Chordata, Mammalia, Rodentia, Cricetidae. Gene Ontology annotation, biological process: L-valine catabolic process. Gene Ontology annotation, molecular function: 3-hydroxyisobutyryl-CoA hydrolase activity. Bases 150 to 1307 code for a protein of 385 amino acids. Gene Ontology annotation, cellular component: mitochondrion.